Molecule: messenger RNA, 3949 nt
Organism: Tuber melanosporum (Perigord truffle)
Lineage: Eukaryota; Fungi; Ascomycota; Pezizomycetes; Pezizales; Tuberaceae
Exons: 5
Coding region: 212-3949 (1245 amino acids)
Biological process (GO): sister chromatid cohesion
Cellular component (GO): chromosome; cohesin complex; nucleus
Molecular function (GO): DNA binding; ATP hydrolysis activity; protein binding
Source: RefSeq, a predicted model, not a curated record
CACUCUUCAACCUUUUUUCUCAGCCAACACACAAACAUACAUCUCUCUUCCUUCAUACACUCGCAUUACUUUCCUUUCUAUUUCAUCCGUUCGCUGAUUAUACGUACCCUCUUUCUGAGCGAAUUCCGCUCAUCGGGUCGUGAAGAUGGGGUAUGCUACCCUCCCUCCUGCUCGAUCCCCUCCGGGGAUGAUAAUUUACUAAUCCGAUGCGAUGGGGCGCUACGAUACCAGGAAGCUCGUGCGCCUAGAGCUCUUCAAUUUCAAGUCCUACAAGGGCCAUCAAACAAUCUACUUUGGCGACUCCUACUUCACAUCCAUCAUUGGGCCAAAUGGUUCCGGAAAGUCAAAUUGCAUGGACGCGAUCUCGUUCGUCCUGGGCAUCAAAUCUUCCCAAUUACGUUCUGCUCAUCUGAGGGAUUUAAUUUACCGUGGGCGCGUGCUCAAGACUUCGGGCCCGAAGAAGCCGAGUGAUCCCAAGACUGCCUGGGUUAUGGCAGUUUAUUUGAACGAUGAUGGGGAGGAGCAGCUUUGGAAAAGGGCGAUUACUAGUGCCGGUGCGAGCGAAUAUAGGAUUAAUAACAAGCAGGUCACGGCUGUGCAGUACAACGAUGCGCUAGAGGAGGAGAAUAUCUUGAUCAAGGCGAGGAAUUUUUUGGUUUUUCAGGGCGAUGUCGAAGCAAUUGCCAGUCAAUCUCCGAAGGAUCUCACCAGGCUUAUCGAGCAGAUUAGCGGCUCGUUGGAAUUCAAGGCUGAGUAUGAGCGCCUCAAGAUGGAACAGGAGAAGGCUGCGGAAACAUCAAACUUUAACCUUAAUCGUCGUCGCGGGAUUAAUGCCGAAAUCAAGCAGUACCAGGAGCAGAAGAAGGAGGCAGAGAACUAUCAGGCGAAGCAGGAUGAGAAGCAUGAGGCGGUGGUAACUCAUAUCCUAUGGAAGCUGUUCCAUUUUCAACGAAGUGUGGAGCUCAAUAAACAGGAGAUUGAACGCCAUCAGGAGGAGCUUAAGGAAUUUCGCCGCGCCCACGAGAAGUAUUAUGGGAAGCUUGAGGAGGCGAAGAGGGAGCAGGCUCUGGCGAAUAGAGGCGUGAGCAAGCAGGAGCGUGCUAUCAAGCGAAGGGAGAAAGAGGUAGAGGAGAAGGAAUCUUCGCUUGUUCCUAUCGAUGAGAAGAUUAGUAUUGCUGGGAAGAACUUGAAGAAGUAUGAGUCCAGGAUUAGGGAUAUCACGAGGGACCAGGAUAGCCAGACAUCCGCGGUGUCGGGCUUGCAGAAGGAACUAGCAGUUGUCAAAAAGGCGCAGGCCAAAUUUGCGGAGGAGCAACGGAAGAUUGCUGAAGAAACCGGGAUGGCGCUAUCUGACGCUGAUUUGGCAGAAUACAACAAACUCCGUGAACGGGUUAAUACAAAGAUCGCUGGAGAGCAGAUUAAGAUUGACAACUACAAUCGCCAGCAAAAGACUGAUAUCGAGACGGUCAAUAGCUUGAGUAGCAAGGUUGAAUCAUCACAAUGGCAGCUUAGCAAAAUCGAAAGUGAAGUCGAAGAUCUGCAGGAACGCAAAGAGCAGAUGAAAUCCGUCGUCGACCAGGUCGUCCAAGACAUCGAGGCUAAGAAGCGGGAGUACAACGCUAUGACUUCAGAAAGGCUGAGGAAUGCCCAGAAGCAUACCGAACUCGACGAGAAGCUCCAGGACUGUCUCAACAAACUUCUCGAAGCUGAUGACGGCCGUAGGCAAUCUGAGCGUGAAAUCAGGAUGAAGGAGACCAUUUCAGCUCUAAGGCGUAUAUUUCCCGGCGUCAAGGGACGUAUAUCCGAACUGUGUAAGCCACGAAUGAAAAAAUACGGCGAGGCUGUGAGCACUGUCCUCGGGAGACACUUUGACGCGGUUGUCGUCGAUAACGAGAAGACCGCCAAAGACUCCAUCGAGUACCUCCGAGAUCAACGAGCCGGUCAAGCAACGUUCAUCCCCCUUGACACAAUCCAGGUAAAGCCUUUGAAUUCCAACUUGAAAGGCAUGCACAGGGGCAUGCGAAUGGCGAUUGAUACCAUUGAAUUUGAUAACUCCGUGGAGAGGGCUAUGCAGUAUGCUUGUGGCAACGCGGUUGUCUGCGACGAUCUCGCGGUGGCGAAGUAUAUCUGCUACGAUAAGGGUCUUGAAGUUAAGGCUGUUACGCUGGAUGGGACGGUUAUUCACAAGGGUGGUUUAAUGACUGGUGGACGGACUGGGAACUCGGGCGGGAGACGGUGGGAGGACCAGGAGGUGGAGAAUUUGCGUAGAUUGAAGGAUAAUUUGAUUGCACAACUUAAUGCUCUUCCCAAGAAUCGGCGGGGUGCGCAGGAGGAGACGCUGCAGGGGGAGCUGUAUGGGCUGGAGCAGAAGCUUGCUUAUAAUCGGGAUGAAUUGAAGCUCUUGCAGCGGAGUCUUGAUAGUAAGAAAAAGGAGGCUGCUCAUCUUCAACGUCAAUUGAAGGAACUCCAACCGCAGCUUGAUGAGGCCACCACGUCGCUAAAUAAUAUCCGUGCUAAGGUUGAGGAACUUGAAGUAGUUGUUUCUGGGGCGGAAGAUGAGAUCUUCUCAGAGUUUACCACCCGCCUGAACUAUCCCAACAUCCGAGAGUACGAGAAACGCCAAGGAUCUCUACAACAGGAAGUCGCGCAGAAAAAACUUGAGUUUACCACACAAAUCUCAAAGUUAGAUAAUCAACUGGCUUUCGAAUCCCAGCGACUAAAGCAGACCACCGAGAGAAUAGGCAAUCUUGAGAAGAAUGCCGAAAGAGACAGAAUCACGGUGGAAGAACUUGAAGCCGAAAAGGCGCAGAUCCAGGAACAAAUGGAUGUUGUGAUGGCCGAGGUUGAACUCUUGCGUGAGGAGUUGGGGUCGAGAAGAACUGAGCUCGAGACCCGGAGCGAGAAGGUCAAUGGACUGCGGAGGGAAGUCUCCAAGCGAAGUAAAGACGUCGAGGACACUACAAAGCUGAUUUCUGGUUUGGAAGGGGAAAUCGAAAGAGAUUCUGCGGGUCGAUACGCUGUCCUUAGAAGGUGUAAACUGGAGGAGAUUGAAAUACCACUGACUGAGGAUUCUGCACCACUGGAUGAUUUGCCCAUCGAUGAUACUCUGCAAACCGACCCCGAUGCAAUGGACGUGGACGAGGACGAGGAUCCUAGCUCUAGUGCUGUCCAGAAGGUUCAGAUACAGGAUUAUGGCAUCGAGGUGGACUUUGAAGAUCUCGACGACGAUCUCAAAGAGAGUGGUGACGAGAGAGUGGAAGAGGAACUCCUGGACAAGAUCAAAACCCUCAGUGCCGAGCUCGACCGCAUGGCGCCCAAUAUGAAGGCCAUCGAGCGCCUGGAGGGCGUUGAAUCCCGCCUGCACGAGACUGACAAAGACUUUGACAAUUCCCGUCGCGAGGCGAAAAAAGCCAAAGACCGCUUCCAAGCCGUGAAGGACAAGCGCUCCCGACUCUUCAACAAAGCUCUCGAACACAUCUCCUCCCAGAUUGCGGGCGUGUACAAGGACCUAACCAAGUCCUCCAUUUUCCCCCUGGGUGGGAACGCAUAUCUCGACGCGGAGGACAACGACGAGCCCUACCUCGACGGGAUAAAGUAUCAUGCCAUGCCACCUAUGAAGCGAUUCAGAGACAUGGAGCACCUCUCCGGUGGGGAGAAGACAAUGGCGGCACUUGCUUUGCUAUUUGCUGUGCAUUCGUUCCAGCCGUCUCCCUUCUUUGUCUUGGAUGAGGUGGAUGCUGCGCUGGAUAAUGCCAAUGUGCAAAAGAUUUCAAAUUAUAUUCGCAGUCACGCUGGACCCGGGUUCCAGUUUAUCGUUAUCAGUUUGAAGACCGGCUUAUUUCAGCGUAGUGAGACGCUUGUCGGGAUUUUUAGGGAUCAGGUGGAGUGCAGUUCAAAGAGUCUUACGUAUGUUCAUCCUAACGUUCUCCGUUGCGGGUGUGUGCGCUAA